Clonostachys solani is the source of this 2214-nucleotide messenger RNA. The record is from the annotation of a GenBank genome assembly. Lineage: Eukaryota; Fungi; Ascomycota; Sordariomycetes; Hypocreales; Bionectriaceae.
AUGGCAGCGAACCUGGACAGUCUGGAUCUGGCCAUUGAUGAGCCUGGUUCAACACAGAGCCGAUCGUUUGGAGGUUGUGAGACGUGUCGCAGUCGACGAGUCAAAUGCGACGAGUCUCGGCCUACAUGCGGGCAAUGCAGAAAGUCUGCGAUCUACUGCGGAGGGUACAGCAAGGCUAUUUUCUUUGAUUUUGAAGCCAACUCCCAUCAUGAAGAGAGGACUCGUUUCCGGCGGCCGCUGUUUAGUGAGAAGGCUCGGAGGGAGAUGAGCGAGCAGCUCACCUCGAGCAUUCCGUCUGCGCUACUUCUUUGGCAUAUUUCCCAGCUGGAUGAGGAAUGUCAAAGAUUACCCCCUGAAAACGAAAUUGAGGUGUGCCGUGGGCCUUUUGGCGCCUUUAACCUGUUACGAAGAGCAUCUGAUCCACCCCUUAACCCAGGCCCAUCUGCAAGACACGAUGAAGAGGGCCUUGCCGGCAUCUUGGCUGAAGAUUCGGAUCAGGCUAGGGACACUCGCCAUGUUCCCCAAGCAGAAGCAUUCCCUUGCUCCUCUCUGGAACCCUUCGUUACGUGCAUGUUCGAUAUGCCUGAACCAAACCUGCUUCCAAAUUAUAUCAACAUUAUAGACUCGUCAGCACUGGGUUUCGACGCAGCUGAACAAGAGAACCCUGACUCUGUUAUAUCUAUUUCUGUCGGCCCAAAGGAGGCAAAUACCAUUGACGACGACCAGAUCCCCCAACAUGAAUUGUUCUCGGAUCUCUCCUUCUCGCCGCCAACCAUCCACGCGAUCUCAGCUACGUACAUUUCCUCUAGCAUAUCGACAGCCGUCCCUGGCACACCUAAAAACGCCAUCUUUCUCCUCCAGCAUUUUUCGACUACGAUUCUCAGCUUCUUAACUCCCGUACGACAUGAAAAGACCCCGUGGCAUGUGCUAUUUUUGCCCAACGUCCGAAACUGCAUGGCUCUGCUAGCACUCGGCCAGCCGGUGGACCACGCCGGCAUGUGCGCAUUCCACGGCAUGCUGGCCAUCAGUGCUCGAAGCUUGGGUAGCAUACAUCAGUCUCAGGUGUGGCUGGACGAAGGAGAGUCCCACAAGAAGAAAGCCGCCGAGCAUUGCGAGAUAAUGCUGCAGGCAGCGUACGAUCUCCCGAAGAGGUACAAAUACAAGUCCGUUUUGAUGGCACUACAGACCAUGAUUCUCAUUUCAACACUGGGAGGAGAUCCUGUCACUGAAGAAUAUUAUUUUCUCGAGGCAGAGAAGUUUAUCAAGUUGAAUGGUCUAGGGCGCAAACACUCUCGGAAAGUUCGAUUGCUUCAUCAAUAUUACGCAUAUGAACGAUUGAUGUACGAGAGCACAUGCAUGCGAGGGAUUGAUUUCACGCACCGGCAUCGGGUGUGCAACGAUAUUGCCUCCAUCAGUGUAGUUCCAUAUCCAGAGGAUAGCAUGGCCUAUCGCCCCCCGAACUGGCAAAAUCUCGACGAAGAAAUGUCGAAACCACGGAGUCCCGACUCAGAGACAGAGCACGAGGAUGAAGUCCUGGGAAUUUGGCCGGACGCAUUGUACUCCAAAGCGUCUGGGCUACCUGAACAGUGGAUCCAACUUGUCCUCCAUGUUGUUCUGCUCGGGAAAGAAAAGGACGCUGCAGAGCAAAGUUCUUCUUCCUCCGGAGCCAUUAGCGACUUACAACAGUUUCUCGGAAGGGCAAAGACACUCGAUCGAUGCAUCAACCAACAUAUCGCACAGGCAGCUCAAGCUUCUUCUCACCGGACUACCGGAAAUUUCACCCCCGAACAGCAAGCUUUGGACAAUGUGCUCGAUGCCAUUCGGCAUUCGCUCCAGAUUUAUUUCUACCGGCGCAUUUAUGAUGUCCAUUCCUCAUGGCUCCAAGAUAAGGUCGUGAAAGUACGCGACUGCCUACUACGAUGUGAGACAGUCGACCCGAGCUCUGAACUAUCAGGUUGUGUUGGUCUGCUAUGGGCGUCAUUCGUCGCUUCUUGUGAGGCUGAAGACGUUCACGUUCAGAAUUCAUUCGCUGGCUGGUAUAGUAGAGCCGCCAGGCGAACCGGAAUGACUUGCUGGAUGAAUUCUCUAUAUCUAUCCGAGCAGCUCUGGGAUGAGAGGCGCAAGUCAAAAGGAUCGAAGUUGACUUGGAUAGACAUUUUGAAACAGCAACAUAGCCAAAGACAGCAACAUCGAGCAUUCGCUGCUGCAGCGUGA